UGGAACAACGAGACAGAAUCGCAGACCAUCAAUGUCUUCCCAAUUUGCCCCUACCCUACAGCAUAGAAAAAUAGCCGCGUAAUAGCCCUCAUCCUCUUCCCAAAAUGCCCCUCCUUCGCUUCUUCUCUACUCUUUCCUCUUCUCCGAACUUCCCGUAGCCUGGCCACGACAGGGAGGAUGCCUAAAAUAAAAGCACAAAUAGCGUCAUGAUUCCCCAAAAUCCUGGCUUCAAUCCAACUCAAGCUCCAUAAUUUCUCCCGUUCUUCCCAUAAUGCCCCCGUGCAUGCUACCCACCGCUUUCCUUGAAUCCAACUCAAUCCCUGAAUCAUUCGGAUACCCAAUCCAGAGUUCACCACUGAGAAAAGAACCCAUAUAACAAAAUCCGACCUUUUUGUCAUCUAGCUCCACUUUUCCCGUUGUGUUCCCAUAAUACCCCUAUCAAUGGCAGCUGUGCUCCAAUCUCAGCGGACCCUUUUAAGCCCAGUGGAUGAGGGGAGCAAAGGGGGGAGGGAAGAGGAGGAGCUUUCGCUCAUAGCUUUGUUGAUUACUUUGCUGAGGAAAUCUUUGGUUGGGUGUAGAUUGGGAGGAGAAGAGAUCAGCCGUUCGAUGGAGAUCGGGUGGCCGACGGAUGUGCGACACGUGGCGCAUGUCACCUUUGAUAGGUUCCAUGGGUUCCUUGGAUUGCCGGUUGAGUUCGAGCCUGAGGUCCCAAGGAGAGCUCCCAGUGCAAGUGUGAGUGUGUUUGGUGUAUCCACCGAAUCAAUGCAAUGCUCCUUCGAUUGUAGAGGGAAUAGCGUUCCAACAAUUCUCUUGUUAAUGCAACAACGCCUAUAUGAGCAAGGUGGGCUUCAGGCUGAAGGCAUUUUCAGAAUUAAUGCUGACAAUAGUCAAGAAGAGUAUGUAAGGGACCAAUUAAACCAUGGAAUUGUCCCUGAUGGUAUCGAUGUUCACUGUCUUGCUGGUCUAAUCAAGGCCUGGUUUAGAGAACUUCCAACUGGAGUACUCGACUCUCUCAACCCUGAACGAGUAAUGCAAUGCCAAUCAGAGGAAGAGUGUGCACAACUAGUUAAACUCCUACCACCAACUCAGUAUGCGCUCCUCGAUUGGGCCAUCAAUUUGAUGGCCGACAUUGUCCAAGAGGAACACCACAACAAGAUGAAUGCCCGGAAUGUUGCAAUGGUUUUUGCACCCAAUAUGACUCAGAUGGCAGACCCUCUUACUGCACUUAUGUAUGCUGUCCAAGUUAUGAACUUUCUCAAGAUGCUGAUCUUAAGGACACUGAAAUCCCGAGAGGAACCGAUUCUAGAAGCUCCUUCAGCUUGUCAAUCCAGUCCAUCCGACGAAAAUGGCCAUCACAGUCCUAAAUUCCACGUUGAGGAUUCCAAUGAAGAAACAGUCGAACAAACUUUUGUUCAUGAAGAACCUCUUUUAGUUGAUGAUACUUCAACUAAAGAUCAUGCUACGGAUACUUCUCAAAUAUCUCCAGAGACCGAUCUCUCUAUUAGAAGGGGUAAAAAGAGCAAGCUGAGAAAUAAGAAUUCCAAGAAGGGAUCACGAAGAUUCAACGUGCAGUCGAUUCGCUUGGCAGCCUCAGAGGAGAAACCGAAGGGAAUCAGUAUUGUGAAGCCUAUAAGUUCGAGGGCGGAGCGAGUGGAGGCAUGGAGGUGAAACUAAACUCUAGCACCUGACUGUUGAUUUAUUGGUCUGUGCAUGUUUUCUUUCCUUGUAUCAGAUACUUUUUUUUUGUAUUAACUUAUUCUGCUUCUAAAACUUGGUAAUUAUCUUAUGCUUUUUUCCUUCUCUUCUUUUGUGUUCAAGUUUUUGUACGCAUUCAGAUUGCUCUGUUGUUAUUUUGUUUCUGUACUUGGUUAUGACAAAAAAAAAAUCCUACCAGAAGUUUUUACA
Molecule: messenger RNA, 1905 nt
Organism: Asparagus officinalis (garden asparagus)
Lineage: Eukaryota; Viridiplantae; Streptophyta; Magnoliopsida; Asparagales; Asparagaceae
Product: rho GTPase-activating protein 1-like
Exons: 5
Coding region: 442-1668 (408 amino acids)
Biological process (GO): signal transduction
Molecular function (GO): GTPase activator activity
Source: RefSeq, a predicted model, not a curated record